Messenger RNA from Volvox carteri f. nagariensis, 545 nucleotides. It is a transcript of the gene hstH4-9, whose product is annotated as histone H4. NCBI's taxonomy places the organism in Eukaryota, Viridiplantae, Chlorophyta, Chlorophyceae, Chlamydomonadales, Volvocaceae. The record is from RefSeq and is a predicted model, not a curated record. Gene Ontology annotation, cellular component: nucleosome. Gene Ontology annotation, molecular function: protein heterodimerization activity; DNA binding; structural constituent of chromatin. The transcript has a single exon. Gene Ontology annotation, biological process: nucleosome assembly. Bases 22 to 333 code for a protein of 103 amino acids.
UUCAUUUCUCACCAAGUAACCAUGUCGGGACGUGGCAAGGGCGGAAAGGGCUUGGGCAAGGGAGGAGCUAAGCGCCAUCGCAAGGUGCUUCGCGACAACAUUCAGGGUAUCACGAAGCCUGCUAUCCGUCGUCUGGCACGUCGUGGCGGUGUGAAGCGUAUCAGCGGCCUCAUCUACGAGGAGACCCGCACCGUGCUGAAGAACUUCCUUGAGAAUGUCAUCCGUGACUCGGUCACGUACACUGAGCACGCUCGCCGCAAGACUGUGACUGCCAUGGACGUCGUGUAUGCUCUGAAGCGCCAGGGCCGCACCCUCUACGGCUUCGGUGGUUAAGCUGGAGGUGGCGUCGAUGGGUUCUGCAAGCCCACCAUAAAACCCGGUGUUUUUAAACACCACCAACGUUCAUUCAAUUUCGUUUCACUUCCGCUGCUCCUGCUUUUUUUUAUUUUCCGCCAUUGCUUCUGCGAAGUGAAGUGCUAGCGAGUCAUGUCCGAUUCCGUACAGGCAGGGAAUGUCGAACAGGAAAGGGACACCCUACCUGUUCA